Pollicipes pollicipes is the source of this 1272-nucleotide messenger RNA. Its product is annotated as protein goliath. The transcript has 8 exons. Lineage: Eukaryota; Metazoa; Arthropoda; Thecostraca; Pollicipedomorpha; Pollicipedidae. The record is from RefSeq and is a predicted model, not a curated record. The annotation marks the transcript as partial.
AUGAGUGAGGAUGAGCCGCCAUACCAGUUGCCCGGCGUCAACCUUGACGCCACCAUCCGCACCGAUGUUAUCGAGCUGUCGAAAGAUUCCGGCGCCGCCCGCGCGCUGCUGCUGUGCUCGCUGCUGACCGCCGCGCGACCCCAGGCGCACCAGAUUCGCUCCGACUGGGGUCUGCAGGACAACGGCUACGUGCUGGCGUUUGUGAACGUGACCUACCGCGAGCCGGGGGCCCACGAGCUGAGCUACAGGGGCGGCGAGAUCGGCAAGUACUCGACGGGCCUCGUGACGAGCGUGACGGGCCGCCUCGUGCACGCCCGCUCGCGCAACGGCACCGCCCACCACGGCUGCGACGCCGUCUGGGAGAACGUGCUGCCGAGCGAGCCGUGGGUGGCUCUGGUGCGCCGCGGACUCUGCAACUUCGACGUCAAGGUGGAGAACGCGUACCGCAACAACGCGUCGGCGGUGGUCAUCUACGACUACAAGGAGGGUCGUAACCCACACCGCAUCCACCUGACCAGUCGGCACCGCAACACGAUCGUUACCAUCUAUAUCCCGAAGGAGCAGGGCGAGGAUCUGGCGUAUCUGACCGACAGCGGGAUUGAGGUCUCCAUGCAGAUAACACCCGGCAAGCACUUCAGCUACUCGGUCACCAACCUCAACAAGACGUCGGUGCUGUUCGUCUCCGUGUCAUUCAUCCUGCUGAUGGUCAUCUCGCUGGCCUGGCUCCUAUUCUACUACGCGCAACGCUUCCGCUACAUCCACGCCAAGGACCGACUGGCGAAGCGGCUGACAUGCGCAGCGAGGAAGGCGCUGUCGAAGAUACCCGUCCAGACGCUGAAGUCUGGAGACGAGCAGCUGGACGAGUGCGAGUGCUGCGCCGUCUGCCUGGAGCCGUACCGGGUGGCCGAGCAGCUGCGCAUGCUGCCCUGCAACCACGAAUUCCACAAGGUGUGCGUGGACCCCUGGCUGCUCAAGAAUAGGACGUGCCCAAUGUGCAAAAUGGAUAUUCUCAAGUACUAUGGCUUGAGCUCGGUCAGCGAGGAGAGCAUCAUCCACCUGGAGCUGAACAGCCGGCCGGAGCGGCGCAGCUCGCACCUCGAGUCCGCCGUGUUCGUCGCCGGCCGACGCUCGCCGGCACGCUCCGUCAGUCGCGCCAGCCUCCAGAGCAUGUCCCUGGUGAUGCCCAGCCCGGCCUGCGUGGAGAGCUUGCACAGCUGCGGUCUGGCAGCCACUGGCGCCCUGCCGGCGCGUUCGCGACGCAUCUCGUCGGUG